AUGCAGCCAACGAGGGUAUUGCUAAAGAGAUCCGUGUGGAAGGAGCGCGUCUCUGCAGGUCCGCACAUCGUCCCUCUCCCGAUCGUACGGGUUGAGCCAGGCAAGAAGAUGGCCCCUAUCAGGACGCAGGCCCGAUCCGCGACCAUCCUGCCCAACUUUGUCGGGCUCAAGUUCCAAGUCUACAACGGCAAGGUCUACCACGACGUGACCAUCACCGAGGAUAUGGUCGGCCACAAACUGGGCGAGUUCUCACCGUACGUUUCCAUAUCCUCCGCACAGAAGUGGUCUCUUCGAUACGACCAUGAGCUAACAUGUCUCGCCACAUUGCAGGACGAGAAAGAUCUUCGUCUGGUCGCGUGGUUAAAGGGAUGCGAGAGCUGGUCUGGGAGGAUGUACGAUACCAUACAACAAAACGACGGUCGUGUACCGAGACGAUGUCAUGUUAUAACCACUGUACAAACAUAG
Messenger RNA from Thyridium curvatum, 465 nucleotides. RefSeq lists its product as uncharacterized. Gene Ontology annotation, molecular function: structural constituent of ribosome. The coding region runs from base 1 to 465 and encodes 154 amino acids. Lineage: Eukaryota; Fungi; Ascomycota; Sordariomycetes; Thyridiales; Thyridiaceae. Gene Ontology annotation, biological process: ribosomal small subunit assembly; translation. Gene Ontology annotation, cellular component: cytosolic small ribosomal subunit; ribosome. The transcript is spliced from 3 exons. The record is from RefSeq and is a predicted model, not a curated record.